This is a messenger RNA of Otolemur garnettii (small-eared galago), 3278 nucleotides long. RefSeq names its product methyl-CpG binding domain protein 1 (gene MBD1). The record is from RefSeq and is a predicted model, not a curated record. The coding region runs from base 248 to 2485 and encodes 745 amino acids. Lineage: Eukaryota; Metazoa; Chordata; Mammalia; Primates; Galagidae. The transcript is spliced from 16 exons. Gene Ontology annotation, molecular function: DNA binding; zinc ion binding.
UAGCGCGCAGGUGUCUCGUCGGGGGCGGGGCCCGUGAGGCAGGCAGUGGAUAUCCGGUUCCGGGAGCAACGAACAGCCGCGGAGGCGACAGCUACCGUUUUGGAGGAGGCGGCAGCGGAGGAGGAAGAAGGGGAGUAGGGCAAGGCGGGAGGCGCAGGAGGGACUCUAACCAUGGAUCCACGGGCCUAGAACGGCGGAAGCUGCCGGCCUGGUGCCGAGCUGGCUGCUGCUAAUUCCUGUGGCUUCCAUGGCUGAGGACUGGCUGGACUGCCCAGCCUUGGGCCCUGGUUGGAAGCGCCGUGAGGUCUUUCGCAAGUCAGGGGCCACCUGCGGGCGCUCAGACACCUAUUACCAGAGCCCCACAGGAGACAGGAUCCGAAGCAAAGUUGAGCUGACCCGAUACCUGGGCCCUGAAUGUGACCUCACCCUUUUUGACUUCAAACAAGGCAUCUUGUGCUAUCCAGCCCCCAAGACACAUUCAUUGGCCGUCCCCAGCAAAAAGCAAAAGAAACCUUCAAAAUCAGCCAAGACAAAGAAACGCCAGGUUGGACCCCCAAAGGAUGAGGUCAGGAAGGAGGCCAGGAAGGAGGCUAGGAAGGAGGCUAGGAAGGAGGCCAGGAAGGAGGCUAGGAAGGAGGCCAGGAAGGAGGCCCCACAGGAUGAGACCAAGGCUGAUGCUAACACAGCCCCAGCUUCAGUUCCUGCGCCUGGAUGCUGUGAAAACUGUGGAAUCAGCUUCUCAGGGGAUGGUACUGGAAGGCGGCGACUCAAGACAUUGUGCAAGGACUGCCGAGCGCAGAGAAUUGCCUUCAACCGGGAACAGAGGAUGUUUAAGCGUGUAGGCUGUGGGGAGUGUGCAGCAUGCCAGGUAACUGAAGAUUGUGGGGCCUGCUCCACCUGCCUCCUACAGCUGCCCCAUGAUGUGGCCUCAGGGCUAUUCUGCAAGUGUGAGCGGAGACGCUGUCUCCGAAUUGUGGAAAGGGUGAGUCAGGCAGGUGGGGAGGGCCCAAGGCUCACCCCAGACCCAGGUCCUCAAGGCCUUGGCCCCAUGCAUCACGCCUCUGGCCCUCCCCACACACGCACACAGAGCCGAGGGUGUGGAGUAUGCCGGGGCUGUCAGACCCAAGAGGACUGUGGCCAUUGCCGCAUCUGCCUUCGUCCUCCCCGCCCUGGUCUCAGGCGUCAGUGGAAGUGUGUCCAGCGACGCUGCCUACGGCAGCUUGCUGACCGCCUUCGUCGCCGCCAUCAACGAUGUCAGCGACGCCCUCCCUUGGCUGUGGCUCCCCCCGCUGGUAAACGUGGCCGCCACAGGGGGAGCUGUGACUCCAAGAUGGCUGCCCGGCGGCGUUCCCGAGCCCAGCCACUGCCUCCACCUCCCCCAUUACAUCCCACAGAGGCCACAGAGCUGCCCAAAGCCCUGGCCCCCUCGCCACCUGCCGAGCUCAUCUAUUACUGUGUAGAGGAGGACGAUCUACAGCCCUACACGAACCGCCGGCAGAACCGCAAGUGCGGGGCCUGUGCAGCCUGCCUACGGUGGAUGGACUGUGGCCGCUGCGACUUCUGCUGCGACAAGCCCAAAUUCGGGGGCAGCAACCAGAAGCGCCAGAAGUGUCGUUGGCGCCAAUGCCUGCAGUUUGCCAUGAAGCGGCUGCUGCCAAGUGUCUGGUCAGAGUCAGAUGAUGGGGCAGGAUCGCCCCCACCUUGCCGUCGUCGAAAGAGGCCCAGCUCUGCCCGACGAUCCCAUCUGGGCCCCACUCUGAAGCACAGCUUGGCUACAUGCACAGGCAGACCAGGCCAUGCUCAUUCUCCAAUGAAGCAGGAAAUAGGUGGUGGCUUUGUGUUGCCUCCGCCUGGCACUGACCUUGUGUUUUUACGGGAGGGUGCAAGCAGUCCCGUGCAAGUGCCAGGCCCAGCUACGGCUUCCACAGAGGCCUUGUUGCAGGAGGCCCAGUGCUCUGGCCUGAGUUGGGUUGUAGCUUUACCCCAGGUGAAGCAAGAGAAGCCAGAUGCCCAGGAAGAGUGGACGCCAGGCACAGCUGUCCUGACUUCUCCCAUAUUGGUGUCUGGCUGCCCCAGCAAGGCAGUAGACCCGGGCCUGCCAUCUGUGAAGCAAGAGCCACCUGACCCCGAUGAGGAUAAGGCAGAGGAGAACAAGGAUGACUCUGCCUCCAAAUCAGCCCCAGAGGAGGAGGAGGAGGAGGAGGAGGAGGCAGGAGGGGCUGGCACACCCGUGAUCACGGAGAUUUUCAGCCUGGGUGGAACUCGCUUCCGGGACACAGCAAUCUGGUUGCCAAGUCUGCAGGGCAGGCAGUCGGGAAGGGAAGAUGGAUGUAAAGUGUGGGAGAUUGAGAACACAGCGGCGCCCACGAGCACGAGCUGGAACCCAAGAGGAUGGCCUGGAACCCAUGUCAGUCUCUCACCACCUCCAGCUUCGAUGAUGUGGGUGUCCUGUAGAAGAAGUUGGUGCCCUUCCUCACAGAGUUAAAUAUGCAUAUGGCCCAGGAAUUAGAGAAGCUGAAGGAAGAUCCUGGGGAAAGUAGAGCAGCUGUAGGCCUGGCUGCAGGCCUGACUGCUGCCCCACACCAAGGGGGUAAGCCAGCAGAUAAAUGACAACAUCCCUGAACUGCAACAGCAUCUGGUGCCCCUGCACCAACCUUCCACAUGUAAAAAGAGUAUGCUGCUGCUUCACUUCUGCCCUUCACUUAUUAGGCAAAAUGUCUCUUGUGGCCCAUCUUAACUGGAAGCAUACAGGGAAGGGAGUUCUGGGAAUCCUAGCCUAGCCAUGGUGACACAUUGCAAAGCCACCUUGCCAUGGAUCAGCUCCGAAGGGUCUCACUAACCUGAGGAUACUCAAUAAAACUACAUUGCUGAAAAUGCAAAGCUGAAGACCAUGGCUUCCAUAGUGAUUCCAGCAAGUACAGAAAUUCUGUCAAGCUCACCUGGAAAAGACUUGCUAUUUUAGGUCUGCCUAUUUUUGUGUCAUUUAUUCAAGUCUUGAAAACGUGGCUCAUGGUGGGCACUUAAUACCAGGAUGCAGAAAUGAAAAAGAUGGUCCAUGCAAUUUUAUUAAAUGAAUCAGUAUGUAUUACAAAUGAAUAGAUUUCCAACUUUAUCGUGGAAUUUAAUGUUAAAAAAUAUAGAAUUCAGGAAACUAUUAAGAAGAUAAUCCUUGUGUGAACCUUGUUUGGGGCACAAUAGGAAUUGGAAAUACUUUAGUUUCUAUCUCUAAGCUGUUCUAUUUUAAAAUUAUUUUUAAAUGAUCCUUAUUGUUCCAUUUA